Messenger RNA from Eriocheir sinensis (Chinese mitten crab), 2176 nucleotides. RefSeq names its product mitochondrial E3 ubiquitin protein ligase 1-like. Bases 345 to 1385 code for a protein of 346 amino acids. The transcript is spliced from 8 exons. Gene Ontology annotation, biological process: protein ubiquitination; organelle organization. Gene Ontology annotation, molecular function: ubiquitin-protein transferase activity. The record is from RefSeq and is a predicted model, not a curated record. NCBI's taxonomy places the organism in Eukaryota, Metazoa, Arthropoda, Malacostraca, Decapoda, Varunidae.
AACAACCCUGGGUGGAGGAGGCCGAGGGGACGCCCACGGUGUUUGUGGCUUGAGAAAGUUCAUUGGUCCUGCCAGGAGGUACUCAGGUACCCCGGGGCCUGCAUGGAGACUCGCUUGAUGGGUGGGCGAGGCGACGCGCCUCCUAUUUCAAGCUUACCUGUUUCACUUGCUUGGAGGUUAAGACUCACAUCUGGUAUGGCUGCCAUCUACUGAUCAUCUUCAGAACAGAAAAAAACAAACCAGGCUGCUCUCAAUACACCAGAACACUGAAAGCACCCUCGUCUAUGUCACUCUCCGCCUCGUGAUAGCCAGCGGAAGGUGAGCGGCAGCGAGGGUGAAGCAAGAUGCCGUUGAGGGAGCACGUGGGUGACCUCCUGGGUGUUGGGGUCAGCGCGGGGCUCACUCUGACCUUCUAUUACCUCUAUCGCUCAGGCCGGGAGGUGGUGCACUAUCUCAAGGAUGCCGCAGAGGUCGACAUUGAACCCAAGCUGAUCGAUGUGGUCCAGAGUAGCGGGGGGGCGGUGGAGGGGUGCGUGAGGGGUGCGGUCAAGGCCUGCGGCACCCCCCUGCACAGCCUGGGCCGCCCGGAGAUAUGUGGCGUGUACUGGCGGCACUCCAUCAAGGAACACCUCACCUCGCAGGUCAUGGGAUUCUGGCUCAAUGACAGCCAGCCAGUGUCCACCUCCACCAACAAUGUCCCCUUCAUGCUUAUGCGGAAAGGGGUGGGCGUGCAGGUGAUGGAGCCGGACCUCCUGGAGUCUGUGGACCUGAGUGUGGUGAGCGAGAAAUUUGAGAGCGCCAACAACUCCUUCCUGGACCACCUCUGGGGCUGGAUGAAGGGCGUGCGCACCACCGGGACGCAGCACACGGAGGAGAUGCUGCUGGAGGGGACGUCCGUGCUGGGGGUGGGGCGCGUGGUGCUGGGGGGCGAGGGGCUGUGUCUGCACCCCUCCGACACACUCCCCUACAUCAUCACCACCAGGACCAAGAAGAGUCUGAUGGAGGACCUGCAAGCACCAUUACCCUACUUCAGAGCCCUGGGGGUGGUCACUGCCCUGGGGGGGGCCUACUGUGUCUUCAGGAUGUGUGGGCGGCUGCUGGCGGCUUGGCGGAGGCGGCAGGAGCGACGGCGGGAGGAGAAGCUGCUGGAGGAGGCGAGGGAGAGGGCCAGGGGGGGUGGGGGGCUGGGUGGGGGGGCCGACGGUGGGGGGGAUCUGCCGGAGAGCCUCAUGUGCGUGGUGUGCUGCGGCCUAAGGGAUGUGCUGCUUCUCCCGUGUAGACAUAUGUGCGUUUGUGGGUCAUGUGCGUCUCGCCUCCCAGAUCCGCGGGCGUGUCCAGUCUGUCGUGCACUGGUGGAGAGCGUGCAGCCCGUUUUCUAUUCCUGAGUGUGUGUGUGUGUGUGUGUGUGUGUGUGUGUGUGUGUGUGUGUGUGUGUGUGUGUGUGUGUGUGUGUGUGUGUGUGUGUGUGUUUGUGUUGGUUUGUGUGUGUGUGUGUGUGUGUGUGUGUGUGUGUGUGUGUGUGUGUGUGUGUGUGUGUGUGUGUGGUGUGUGUGUGUGUGUGUGUGUGUGUUGUGUGUGUGUGUGUGUGUGUGUGUGUGUGUGUGUGUGUGUGUGUGUGUGUGUGUGUGUGUGUGUGUUAAGGUUAGGUUAGAUUAGUGUGUGUGUGUGUGUGUGUGUGUGUGUGUGUGUAAGGAAAUUAGUUGGGAAAGUAAUGGUGGAUGUCAUUUCUGAAUUUUGUUUAUUUGUCUUAAUUUCUCUUGUGUUAUCUCCUCUGGGGUGAUGAUACUUAAGGGGAAGGUUAAUUACUACCCCAGGGAAGACGUGUAUAAAUUUCAGGCCUGGGGGAGUUAUAGAAAGGAAGAAAAUAAGAAAACUAUGAAUGGUAGAAAUUGUAUUACUUCUGAUUAUUUGUGGACUUUUUCUUGAUUUCUCUUGUUUAGAUUGGUAAGGUUAGGUUAGGUUACUGUGUGUGUGUGUGUGUGUGUGUGUGUGAGAGAGAGAGAGAGAGAGAGCGAGCCUGUAGUUGUAGGAGACCCCAAGUAGAGGAGGUCAAGGGGACACCCACAAAGCUCAUGGCACAUUGGGUUACACUGUAUAUUGAGGUCUCUCUGUGUGUGUGUGUGUGUGUGUGUGUGUGUGUGUGUGUGUGUGUGUGUGUGUGUGUGUGUGUGUGUGU